UCACCAUUGAACGGCCAUUUUUUGUCGCCGGUGAGAAGCCGUUACUGUCUUGCUUGGGGUGCUUGUUUUCUGGUAGCCGCUUGUGUGUCGCCAAACAACGCCCGUUUUGUUGGUGCGCGUCCAGCGUGCGGGGUUUGUUGUUAAUAUUUAGAAUCGCCACCAUCCGUUGCGAUGAGUUACGGUCGUCCGCCGCCUCGUAUCGAGGGUAUGGUCUCUCUGAAAGUUGAUAACCUAACUUAUCGCACGACGCCUGACGACUUGCGUCGCGUGUUUGAGCGUUGCGGCGAAGUUGGCGACAUUUACAUCCCCCGCGACCGCUUCACACGAGAAUCUCGCGGAUUCGCAUUUGUACGAUUCUACGAUAAGAGGGACGCCGAGGAUGCACUCGACGCAAUGGACGGGUAUAUGCUUGACGGGCGCGAGCUGCGGGUGCAGAUGGCGCGUUACGGGCGGCCGACGUCGCCGCAUCGUCGCUACGGACGCUCCAGCCGUCGCGGUAGAGGCAACUCUCGCGACCGCUCUCGAUCUCGUUCGCGUUCUCGCAGACGCAGCCGCUCUCGUUCGUACCGUAAGCGCUCGGCAAGCCGCAGCCGCUCCCGCUCCGACAGCAAAAGCUCGCGGGGCCGGUCUCACUCCAGAUCCAAGAGCGCGAAGGGAAACGACUCCAAGUCCAGGUCGCGGUCUAAAUCAUAAAACUCUAAGUAUUCGCUGUGAAAGUUGAGAAUAAUCGUCUCGCCGAGAUAUACAUCAGACGCAGCCAACUACCACCUAAUGCCGUUUUGUUUGCCAUGUUGCGGUUUGUGUUUUAAGGUAUAAAUCAUUAGCCUUAGAUCAUAAUUUUUAUUUCGUACCAUUCAACGUAUAUAUAUAUAUAUACAUAUUUUAAUGUCGCGGCGCGGCGGCCGGCAUGCCGCCCGCACUCAAAAUACACAUCUUAAUACUGACUCUGGCAACAUCUGUUGUUGUGCAUUUCUAUUAAACGAAAAAUCGAAUAUUUUUAGAGCCCACGCGAUGAUUGCAGUAUUCUUUCAUUCAAACAUUCUUUAGAUUUCUUUAGAUUCUCGAGGUGAAAUGAUGCAAAAAAAAAAGUUAUUCAGAAAACAAAGAAAGCAAUACUCAGGUUUGAUAUGGUAUUUGUUAGAUAAUACCGUUUUUACUUAAAUGAUGAAUGAUUUUCAAUCGAAAGCUGUUUUGAUGACGAAGAAUAAAGUUUUGAAUUGAAAUUUUUACGCCAUCGACGAACAUGUAAACUACAUGAACUUCUUGUGGUUGAUAGAAGAGCAUUGAAACGAAUUUGUAAAGCGGCGUGCGUAAUUAACCAACAUCGUCGCAGCGCCCUGUUUUUUUUGCUUGUAUUUGCGAGUGGGCCGCGCGCACGUUGGUUAACUAAGUACUCGCUCGUUUGUUGCUAUACUCUGUUUUGUACACACUUGUAUGAUUGCGACUAACGUGUUUUAAUUGAUGUGCACAGGCUGUGGCAGUGUUAGCUGUGGCGAGACGUACGAGGGGCGAGUACGAGUCGCAAAAUGUCACAAUUUGCUGAAAUGCUGAAGUACGAGUACGAGCACGUGCAGAGUGGCAGUAGGAGUUUGCGGUUGGCAGUAGGAUAAUGUGCGCUCGCGGUUUUCUUUUGUUUCCCAGCCGUUUUCCGCGCGCAAUCCGGGUGCUGCGCUUUAUUCGGACUUGUCGGCCGGUCGCUUCACGAUUCGGCCUCCUUUCGAUUUGGUUAUUUAUUUCGUUGGUCUUAUAGCGUGGAGGUAAGUGCGCCGCUGCCGGAGGUAGGUAAGCGAUUCGCUUUCGCAAUUCGUGAGAAAUUUCGUUUCUAAUGCUGUUUUUUAGCCUGCAUCAGACAAUCUUCUUCUGCGCCUUCACUCUGUUCACGAUAUGCAAACACGUUUGGCUCUGGCGAUCAUCAAAUCAGACUUUGAUAUGUUUUAAUAAAUUGCAAGGCGUCAUAUAUAUUAUAUUA
This is a messenger RNA of Dalotia coriaria, 1969 nucleotides long. RefSeq names its product SR family splicing factor SC35 (gene SC35). Gene Ontology annotation, molecular function: RNA binding. The record is from RefSeq and is a predicted model, not a curated record. The transcript is spliced from 3 exons. NCBI's taxonomy places the organism in Eukaryota, Metazoa, Arthropoda, Insecta, Coleoptera, Staphylinidae. Bases 172 to 693 code for a protein of 173 amino acids.